AUGUCACAGCUGCUCGAGAAAUUGGCGGCUUCACAGGCGGUAGUCGACAAGAGCAAAGGCGGCUUCGCGGCAUAUGGUCCGAUUGUGGUCGCGAAGAACUCUCAGAUUUCGGUUAGCGAUUCCUUUGCCAGAAACGGAUGCUGUGGAGGCUUCAGCGUUAGACAGGAACUUGCCGGUGCAUUGGCUGCCGUGCAGGUGACUGGCGGCUCGACCAUCAGCAUUUCCAACACUGCGGCGCGGCUGGAGGGUGGAGGUUUCGCGGCAUGGCGUGGAGAUGUUGUGGUCAGUGACGGCUCAAAGCUCAGAAUUCGCAACACUGCCUCUUCUUCCUCGUAUUCAGGUGGCUUCUCUGCAGCCGAGGGAGUCUUGGUCUCCAACAACUCGUUCAUCACAAUUCGAAAUAGCACCUCUAAAGACAACAGCGGCGGCUUCUGGACCAAACGUUUGGAAGUAACCUCCCGAUCGGCGGUGCACAUCGAAAGGACCCAGACGGGUGGGAACGGGGGAGGUUUCAGCGCUGACGAUCUCGCACUGGUUGCCGGCCACUCCAAGGUUACAGUAUCCGACAGCCAGUCCAUCGAGGGGAGUGGCGGAGGCUUCCAGACAGCAAAACUCUACCUAGAGGGCAACUCAUCAAUCGACCUGCGGACCACCUCGGCAGGAAUUAUGGGAGGAGGUGUGUAUGCGGCAAACUUUAGUGCCGGCUCGCACGCUCUGGUGGUUGCCAAUGGCUCGACUCUGGGUGUUCGGAAUGCCACCUCGCGCCUAUAUGGAGGAGGGCUUUGCAUUAUUGGACGUGCAGUGAUUAGUGGUUGGUCCAAGGUUCACACUUCCGACUGCCACACGACGCUCCGUGAUGGUGGCGGAGUCGCCGUGUCUGAGAGCUUGCUGCUCAACGAGAGCUCCGAUGUCCAUAUUCAGAAUGCCACAGCAGGUCGCAGCGGAGGCGGCCUUCACGCGGAAAGCACCAUUACCAUCGCAGCUUCUUCCACACUGGCUAUCUCCAACACUUCCUGUGAGGAGGAUGGAGGCGGUUUCCAUGUUAGCUCCACAGGCGAUUCCCCGGCUGGUUUGGCCUUGCAUGACGGGAUGUUGGUCGUCAACGACUCCAGGUCAAAGGGAAUGGGUGCUGCAGGGUUUGUGCAGGACCGUGUUUUCCUGGGCGCUGUGUCCGGCCUCUAUGUGCAUAAGGCAGUCGGCAGUGAUCUUUCCAGUGUGGUGGCCGCAAGGUCUCUACAACUCAGCCCGGGUGCGACGGUGCUUUUGGAAGAUGUCGUCGGAGGCCUCGGCCUUGACUUGCGAAACAGCGAUUGCCCAAGCGCCCUUGCAAACCGCACUGUCGAGAUAGCAGCCGGAGCAUCCUUGAAAGCUAGCGGGCGUUUGGGCUCGGGCUUCCUUUCCUUGGAGACAUGCCCGUUUGAAGUCGUUCAUCUUUCUGACAUACACCUUCAGUCGUGGUCCAGCCCCCUAUUGAGCACACGGGCGCACAAGGUUGUGGUGAGAGAUGUCAGCAUUGACUACGAGUCGCCGUUGCACGACGUCCUUGUCUUGGCCACAAUAGACAGCUUCAAAGCCGAGUCAUUGGAUGUUUCAUGCAAGGACUGCACCCACGGAGUUGCCUUCAAUGCAACCGGGAGCGAGCUGCGCGCCCUGAGCACUCCAUUGCUUAUUUGCCCGUUGGCAGCAUCGGUAUCCGGAGGCAUGCUUCAACGGUGCACCUGUGCCAACUACCAGACCACCAGGCAGGCUUAUGCUGACCGUCAAGUUGUGAUGCUGCAAGACAUAAUGAAUACCUGCACAUUCUGCGAACCCCACACUCAGUUCAUCAAUGGAACAUGCCAGAAGUGCCCACCAUACAAUGCUUGGUCGGAUGGCAAGUCUGACGUGUGUCAUGUGCUACCACAGGAUUCCGCACAAGUCGGUGCUCUGUUUGCAGCGUCUGCCAGCUGUGUCUUCCUUGCCUUCGUGUUGUACCAGAUCCUGCACGCUCCGUUGGUUAUCGUAGAUGCAAAAUCACAGCGGAUCCCUCAUAGGCUACGGAAAGCUGCAGGCCCCUGCAAGGCAUUCCCAGAGGGGAUGGAGCAGAGGUCCUUUGCCAUGUCAUUGCAAGGCCCCAUUGUCGAUCUCCCACAAUUCCUCUCACGGCAGCUCUAUCGGCAGCUUUGCUAUCGCGUCAAAGGCACGGGCCUGCAAUGGUUGGACUUCGGCCCCGAGAAUGCCCAGGCAGUGAAGAUCCAGAGUAUCGACCGCAGCAAACUUGAAGUACAGGAUGCGCAUGUCCCAUAUGAUUGUGCAGCCGCAGUUGGUGCGUUGCAUGCCACGAACCUCAUGCACCUGAUGCUGCCACUUUGCGCAGCUUUGUUCCUGGUGGUGUUGCUGCCGGUCGCUCUUCAAGUUGCAAGCAUGUCGGGCAAUGGCAUUGCACAUGUACUUGUCACUUCUGCAUACUGUGCACUCCCAGUGGGUUUGGCAGCUCUGAUUCUUCAUCCGGUUGUUGCAUGGCUCAUUGAGCGGCACUGCCGCAGAACGCCAUUUUCUAAACUCUUGGAUGACUACCGGUGGCGCAUCCAGUGCGACCCCCACCCUGGCCCGGACGCGGUGCAUCCAAGCAACCAAGGUUUCAUGGUCCUGACCCUGUGGGAGCUUUGGGGACAUUUCGAGAGCUUCAUCCUGGAUCGCAACAUGCAUUUUGUGGUCAACAACAUAGUCAGGCCUUUGACUUGUGACAGGCAAGUGUCCUUCGUGAGCCUGUGGGGCGGAAGACAGGUGGACUACUUCGUGUCCCACUCCUGGGCCACAAGCUUUGCACACUUUGUACGCUCGAUUCACUCUCAUGCUCGGUCUAGGGAAGGUCAGCGUUGGAUGGAUGUGAGCUACUGGAUUUGCUCUUUUGCCAAUAACCAAUGGAACCUCCAAGUGGCGUUGGGAGAGACCAUCAUGGACAGUGCUUUUGCCCGGACCCUGCGCGGUGGCAUCAAGGGUGUGGCCAUGGUCUUGGACCACGAAGUCCAGCCCUUGACCAGAGCCUUGCCUCUUAAGAGGGCUUUUGCAGUGAGCUUCAAGGGUGUCAAGAACGGGUCACUCGGCGGAUGUUUGUGUUUGCUUUGGAGGAUAAGCAGCACCAUGCAAUAA
This is a messenger RNA of Symbiodinium necroappetens, 3132 nucleotides long. The record is from the annotation of a GenBank genome assembly. Lineage: Eukaryota; Dinophyceae; Suessiales; Symbiodiniaceae.